Amphiprion ocellaris (clown anemonefish) is the source of this 1478-nucleotide messenger RNA. It is a transcript of the gene mrps9, whose product is annotated as mitochondrial ribosomal protein S9. NCBI's taxonomy places the organism in Eukaryota, Metazoa, Chordata, Actinopteri, Pomacentridae. The record is from RefSeq and is a predicted model, not a curated record. Gene Ontology annotation, molecular function: RNA binding; structural constituent of ribosome. The transcript is spliced from 11 exons. Gene Ontology annotation, biological process: translation. Gene Ontology annotation, cellular component: ribosome; mitochondrial small ribosomal subunit. Bases 43 to 1197 code for a protein of 384 amino acids.
CGUGUACCAACAUCCGCCGCGGACGUCACCGCUGCACCAAACAUGGCGGCGUCCUGUGUGCGAACCGUGGGCUCGUUUCUUGGGAAAUGUGGUAAUUGCAGCUCGAGUUUAAACACAGUCACGUCGCAGUUAAGCCGGCAGGUGCUGAGCAGGCAAAUAUGUGUGAGCACUGCCCUCAAGAAGAAUCUGGCGGCUGGAGGACCGGAGAAGUUCACAGUGGAGUUCAUCCAGAAGCAGGUGGAGGAGUUUGACAUCGGGAAACGACACCUGGCCAACAUGAUGGGAGAAGACCCCGAGAACUUCACCCAGGAGGACAUAGAUAGAAGCAUCGCCUACCUCUUUCCCUCUGGCCUGUUUGAGAAGAAAGCUCGGCCUCUCAUGAAGCAUCCUGAGGAAAUAUUUCCAAAGCAGAGAGCUGUCCAGUGGGGAGCAGACGGACGGCCUUUCCACUUCUUGUUUUACACUGGCAAACAGUCCUACUACUCCCUCAUGCAUAAAUUGUACAGCAAAAUCCUGAACAUAGAGAAGCACCAAGACCGUAUGAGAGCCAAAGGACUCUUCUCCCAGGACACUAAGGAGAUCGCUCUUGACACAAGCAGGUGGCUCACAAAGGAGGAACUCGAGGUGUUAUUGGUGGAGACCAUCUCUUCAAAUAAUUACGAUCGUUUCAUCCAGCUGAUGGAGCGUCUCCUGUCCAUGCCCUACUGCAACAUGGAGGAGGAGUUUGUCCUGCAUUACCGUCGGCCGCUGGAGGCUCGGUCCAAGAAGCAGAUGGUGCCGGUGCCGGAGAGGGAUGACAAAGGCGUGGCCUUUAGCACUUCAGAUGGUCGGAGGAAGACGUCUAACUCAUCAGUUGUACUUCGAGACUGUGGCUCCGGUCGCAUCACCGUCAACGGCCAAGAAUACCUCCACUACUUCCCCGUGCUACAAGACAGAGAGCAGCUGAUGUUCCCGCUUCAGUUCAUGGGUUUGCUGGGGCGCUUCGACCUGCAGUGCACCGUGAGCGGCGGCGGCAGGUCGAGCCAGGCGGGGGCGCUGCGUCUCGCCAUUUCCCGGGCUCUGCUCAGCUUCCUGUCUGAGGGAGAGCAGGAGACAAUGAGACAAGCUGGUCUGCUGACCCCUGACCCCAGAGUGAGGGAAAGGAAGAAGCCGGGCCAAGAGGGAGCACGAAGGAAAUUCACCUGGAAGAAACGCUGAGGAGGAGAAUAUUCUCACCUGAAUUCAAAUAUUCUCUUCUGGUCUCCAUUUGCUCCCUUUUAAAGCUGCCUGUUUGUUGCUCCAGAGGCCUGUCACUUGUGUCUUCUUUAGUUUAUUGAAACUCUUGAAACCAAAUGAAUGCUGUGUAUUUUCACAUGGCCACUGUUUACAAGCUGCAGUGAGCCCCUUCAGCCACCAGAGGGAAGUGUGUCAUCAGGAAUGAAGAAAUUAUACUGUUUAUCUCUAUUAUCAAUAAAUAAAAGGUUUUCAUAUAAAAAGAA